AUGGAUGGUUGUUGCUGGAACACGGAUCUGGUAACGCAGCGUUCAAUCAGCAAUCUCUUUAGCCUGUUGUACAUUGCCAGAUACACUACGCAGAGUAUCUGUUUUCAGUGCUCGGACCUAAAUAUUGAAGUGCACUACGGAGCAUUUUUUAUUAACCCAAGGAUUCUACAAGACGGCGAUGCUGGUGAUGGAAGUGAACCACCGCGCUGCGAUUCGCCCGAGAGUGCAAGAAUUAAGAUUUGUCGUGAUCCAUGCUUCAUUCUGAAUGUCACCACACAGGAAAUUAGUACCAGCAGGAUGUUGCCGUUUGGUACUUUCUUUAUCUGCUCAUUAUUUACCUCAGUUCUUGACUGGUAA
This is a messenger RNA of Gongylonema pulchrum, 357 nucleotides long. The record is from the annotation of a GenBank genome assembly. Lineage: Eukaryota; Metazoa; Nematoda; Chromadorea; Rhabditida; Gongylonematidae.